Messenger RNA from Magallana angulata, 1298 nucleotides. RefSeq names its product ETS-related transcription factor Elf-3-like. Gene Ontology annotation, molecular function: DNA-binding transcription factor activity, RNA polymerase II-specific; sequence-specific DNA binding. The record is from RefSeq and is a predicted model, not a curated record. The coding region runs from base 149 to 961 and encodes 270 amino acids. The transcript has 8 exons. NCBI's taxonomy places the organism in Eukaryota, Metazoa, Mollusca, Bivalvia, Ostreida, Ostreidae. Gene Ontology annotation, biological process: regulation of transcription by RNA polymerase II; cell differentiation. Gene Ontology annotation, cellular component: nucleus.
AGAGUUAUAUAAAUACGCACGGAGACCCUACUCGUAGCUCAAUUGUAACGCUGCAGUCGGGAACAACCAACGAAUGACAGUUUGGCUUUCUCGAGGCAACGCGCGGCUAGAAGAAAACGCACCAGGAAACUUGUAAGCAGAAUAAAAGAUGACUAGUCCUACAGAACAGUCCGAAAACACCCCACAAAUAGCCCAGAUCUUACAGUUUCUUCAAGACCCAAUGGAAGUUCCCCAACUAUAUCUGUCAUAUUGUGGCGAGGCGCAGACUCCGCAGUAUGACCACGAGUACCAGCCCCCCUUCCACCACAAAGAAUACACCACCGUUAACAACACGCCGUAUGAUGACCCAGCAUACCACCCAGAAAAUGGUUCCGAUGGCAGCGAACUGGAAGACGAUGCAUCAGUGAUGUUCGACUACCCAAUCACCCAGGGCGGCCAAGUCUUCUGUCAGAACUGUGCGUACGGGCAAUAUCAUGGAUGCUCCUGCUACACCAACAGUGGCCCCGUUCCCCAUUACGAUUUGCCAAGGAACACAGACCCCGAGGAGGACUCCAACGACUCCAUCGAAAAGAAACUGCCCAGUAUAGACAUUUUCAAACGUGAUACCCGUGAAAUUAUCAGUUCCACAGACUCGCACAUUCACGAGACUGGCAAGCGAAAGCGAGGGGCUAAAAAUAUUCUACUGUGGAAGUUUUUAUUGGCCGAGCUCAGCGCCCCUAACCCGGUGUCUAUUAAGUGGGUUAACAAGAGCGAGGGGACCUUCCGGUUCAUGGACACGGUGGAGGUCAGCCGGAGGUGGGGGCAGAAAAAACAAAAGGCCGACAUGAACUUCGAAAAACUGAGCCGAGGGAUAAGACACUACUACAAGAACAAGUUUAUGACACGUAUAGACGGCGUCCGUCUUGUUUAUAAAUUCAACUGGUCCAAAAUCCCUAAAGAAUGGCGACCGUUUGGAGUAUGAGAAAAACCGGAAGUUUCUGGGUGUCCAUAAAAAACAAUCCGAGCCGGGAAAUGUGCACAAUAUGCGCUGACACAUUUUUUUCUGAACUGUCUCGAGUUCCGCAGAGGAGGACGAAGAAAUCUCAGCUGUCUGUUGUUCAAAGCUUGAAACCAUGGUGUGUUCAGACGUUUUUGCUAAAAACUCAACUUCCCAUCGUGUGUUCGAUUUUAUUUGUUUUUGUUUUGAAUCACAGCGAAUUUUAUCUUUAUUGACAUGUAUAUUUGACAUUUUGUUGUACAUAGAAAGACACUACGACUUGUUGAAGAUUGAUGUUUAAUAAAUAUAUUUAAAUGUUGAA